Nelumbo nucifera (sacred lotus) is the source of this 1115-nucleotide messenger RNA. RefSeq names its product large ribosomal subunit protein bL19cy-like. NCBI's taxonomy places the organism in Eukaryota, Viridiplantae, Streptophyta, Magnoliopsida, Proteales, Nelumbonaceae. Gene Ontology annotation, biological process: translation. The record is from RefSeq and is a predicted model, not a curated record. Gene Ontology annotation, cellular component: ribosome. Gene Ontology annotation, molecular function: structural constituent of ribosome.
AUCUGGUAGUGUUGGCGCUCUGCUUCCUCUCUCAUUUCCCACACAAUUCUGAAGUCUGAACAGAUAAGGCUUCCCUCUUGUUUCUGCUCGAGCUCCUCUCUCUCUCUCUCUCUCUCUCUCAUGAGUCGAAAAAGUCUCUCAUCUUAAGAUCUCAUUAACCCACUCUCAUUGGCUCGUUCUCUUGUUUCUUCAAUCAUGGGUUCUAAUGUACUCCCGCAGGCUCUUGUUUCAGUCCCAAGGACUGUGUCUCCUUGUUCUUCAAAGAAGCAGCUACGGGUCUCUACUGUCUUUUCCUCUCGUUGGUCUUCCUUCAACUCUAACAGAAUUACGGUUUCUAGGGUUUCUUCCAGUGGAUUUGGCUUGAAAGUAGAUCCAAUUGCCGCUCGACGGAACAAAUUACCAUUCGUUGUAAAGGCUGAAUCCAAUUCUGAGGGAGAAGUUAUUGAAACUACUGACAAUUCUGAACCGGAGGAGACAGCCAAUCCUGAAGUCCCCGCCGCAGAAACUGAGGUAGAAACAGAGGCCGAAGCUGCAGCGGUGGACGCUGAAGCAAAACCGCCUAGGAAACCCCGGAUCAAGCUUGGAGAGAUAAUGGGGAUUUUGAAUAAGAGAGCUAUUGAGGCAUCAGAGAAGGAAAGGCCCACUCCGGAUAUCAGGACUGGAGAUGUUGUAGUGAUCAAAUUGGAAGUCCCGGAGAACAGGCGUAGGUUGUCCAUCUACAAAGGUAUUGUGAUUUCCAAACAAAAUGCUGGAAUCCAUACUACAAUCCGAAUUCGGAGAAUUAUUGCUGGUAUAGGAGUUGAGAUCGUCUUCCCUCUGUACUCGCCAAACAUCAAAGAGAUAAAAGUUGUUAGCCACAGGAAGGUAAGGAGAGCAAGGCUGUACUAUCUGAGGGACAAGCUCCCAAGACUCUCAACCUUCAAGUAAAAUAUCAUCUUAGGAACUUUCGGCCUUCUUGUUGUUGCUUUCUCUCAAGGAUUGUGAGAGCUGUAGUUUCUUGUCAACUGUGAAUCAAUGUUAGCCUUUUGUGGUAAAUGGUUGGUGUUCGUGGAAUGAACCAAUAUUCUGGCAAUUUUUUUAGAAUGGAGGGAAAGCCUAUUGGCGUUUGUCGAUCA